This is a messenger RNA of Cyclopterus lumpus (lumpfish), 3535 nucleotides long. RefSeq names its product mucin-2. Lineage: Eukaryota; Metazoa; Chordata; Actinopteri; Perciformes; Cyclopteridae. The record is from RefSeq and is a predicted model, not a curated record. The transcript has 4 exons. The coding region runs from base 23 to 3535 and encodes 1170 amino acids.
UCGAGCGGUUCUUUACCCGUACAUGCCCAUAUCACUGGUGGGUCAAAAUGUGACUUGCAAUAAAGAUGUUGGUUUCAAAUGCAUCAACAAAGAACAAGGGCAUCAGCAACAGUGUUAUGAUUAUGAAAUCCAAUUAAAAUGCUGUGGGUGUUCCAUUCCAUCAACUCCUUCAACUACGCCAACCACCACAACUUCGACCACAACUGAAACACCAACAACAACUCAGCCACCCACAACAACUCCUUCCACAACAGUGCCAACUACAACACCUUCAACUACGCCAACCACCACAACUCCUUCCACAACUGUUCCAACUACAACACCUUCAACUACGCCAACCACCACAACUCCUUCAACUCCUUCCACAACAGUUCCAACUACAACACCUUCAACUACGCCAACCACCACAACUUCGACCACAACUGAAACACCAACAACAACUCAGCCACACAUUACUACAUCUUGCCCUGAGGGACACUAUAUUGCAUGUGAAUGGUCAGAAUGGAUUAAUGUUGGCAAACCCACAUCAGGCCCUGAUGGUGGGGAAGAUGAAUCCAUCCAGAAGACAAUCUCAGCUGGUCAACUUGUAUGCUCUCAUCUUAAAGAAGUCCAGUGUCGAGCGGUUCUUUACCCGUACAUGCCCAUAUCACUGGUGGGUCAAAAUGUGACUUGCAAUAAAGAUGUUGGUUUCAAAUGCAUCAACAAAGAACAAGGGCAUCAGCAACAGUGUUAUGAUUAUGAAAUCCAAUUAAAAUGCUGUGGGUGUUCCAUUCCAUCAACUCCUUCAACUACGCCAACCACCACAACUUCGACCACAACUGAAACACCAACAACAACUCAGCCACCCACAACAACUCCUUCCACAACAGUGCCAACUACAACACCUUCAACUACGCCAACCACCACAACUCCUUCCACAACUGUUCCAACUACAACACCUUCAACUACGCCAACCACCACAACUCCUUCAACUCCUUCCACAACAGUUCCAACUACAACACCUUCAACUACGCCAACCACCACAACUUCGACCACAACUGAAACACCAACAACAACUCAGCCACACAUUACUACAUCUUGCCCUGAGGGACACUAUAUUGCAUGUGAAUGGUCAGAAUGGAUUAAUGUUGGCAAACCCACAUCAGGCCCUGAUGGUGGGGAAGAUGAAUCCAUCCAGAAGACAAUCUCAGCUGGUCAACUUGUAUGCUCUCAUCUUAAAGAAGUCCAGUGUCGAGCGGUUCUUUACCCGUACAUGCCCAUAUCACUGGUGGGUCAAAAUGUGACUUGCAAUAAAGAUGUUGGUUUCAAAUGCAUCAACAAAGAACAAGGGCAUCAGCAACAGUGUUAUGAUUAUGAAAUCCAAUUAAAAUGCUGUGGGUGUUCCAUUCCAUCAACUCCUUCAACUACGCCAACCACCACAACUUCGACCACAACUGAAACACCAACAACAACUCAGCCACCCACAACAACUCCUUCCACAACAGUGCCAACUACAACACCUUCAACUACGCCAACCACCACAACUCCUUCCACAACUGUUCCAACUACAACACCUUCAACUACGCCAACCACCACAACUCCUUCAACUCCUUCCACAACAGUUCCAACUACAACACCUUCAACUACGCCAACCACCACAACUUCGACCACAACUGAAACACCAACAACAACUCAGCCACACAUUACUACAUCUUGCCCUGAGGGACACAAUAUUGCAUGUGAAUGGUCAGAAUGGAUUAAUGUUGGCAAACCCACAUCAGGCCCUGAUGGUGGGGAAGAUGAAUCCAUCCAGAAGACAAUCUCAGCUGGUCAACUUGUAUGCUCUCAUCUUAAAGAAGUCCAGUGUCGAGCGGUUCUUUACCCGUACAUGCCCAUAUCACUGGUGGGUCAAAAUGUGACUUGCAAUAAAGAUGUUGGUUUCAAAUGCAUCAACAAAGAACAAGGGCAUCAGCAACAGUGUUAUGAUUAUGAAAUCCAAUUAAAAUGCUGUGGGUGUUCCAUUCCAUCAACUCCUUCAACUACGCCAACCACCACAACUUCGACCACAACUGAAACACCAACAACAACUCAGCCACCCACAACAACUCCUUCCACAACAGUGCCAACUACAACACCUUCAACUACGCCAACCACCACAACUCCUUCCACAACUGUUCCAACUACAACACCUUCAACUACGCCAACCACCACAACUCCUUCAACUCCUUCCACAACAGUUCCAACUACAACACCUUCAACUACGCCAACCACCACAACUUCGACCACAACUGAAACACCAACAACAACUCAGCCACACAUUACUACAUCUUGCCCUGAGGGACACUAUAUUGCAUGUGAAUGGUCAGAAUGGAUUAAUGUUGGCAAACCCACAUCAGGCCCUGAUGGUGGGGAAGAUGAAUCCAUCCAGAAGACAAUCUCAGCUGGUCAACUUGUAUGCUCUCAUCUUAAAGAAGUCCAGUGUCGAGCGGUUCUUUACCCGUACAUGCCCAUAUCACUGGUGGGUCAAAAUGUGACUUGCAAUAAAGAUGUUGGUUUCAAAUGCAUCAACAAAGAACAAGGGCAUCAGCAACAGUGUUAUGAUUAUGAAAUCCAAUUAAAAUGCUGUGGGUGUUCCAUUCCAUCAACUCCUUCAACUACGCCAACCACCACAACUUCGACCACAACUGAAACACCAACAACAACUCAGCCACCCACAACAACUCCUUCCACAACAGUGCCAACUACAACACCUUCAACUACGCCAACCACCACAACUCCUUCCACAACUGUUCCAACUACAACACCUUCAACUACGCCAACCACCACAACUCCUUCAACUCCUUCCACAACAGUUCCAACUACAACACCUUCAACUACGCCAACCACCACAACUUCGACCACAACUGAAACACCAACAACAACUCAGCCACCCACAACAACUCCUUCCACAACAGUGCCAACUACAACACCUUCAACUACGCCAACCACCACAACUCCUUCCACAACUGUUCCAACUACAACACCUUCAACUACGCCAACCACCACAACUCCUUCAACUCCUUCCACAACUGUUCCAACUACAACACCUUCAACUACGCCAACCACCACAACUCCUUCAACUCCUUCCACAACAGUUCCAACUACAACACCUUCAACUACGCCAACCACCACAACUUCUACUAUUACUACACCGACCAUAACUGAAGUAACAGGAGAAACCUCACCUCCAGUUACUCAGUAUCACGUUUGCCGUUGCCAUCAUAAUGGUACAGCUUUCCCCCCUGGUUCCAUUGUCUACAAUGAGACGGACCAUGAUGGCCACUGUUACACAGGAUACUGCAAUGAUACUUGUCAUAUUUUUGUGAAUGACAAGCUUGUAAGUCCUGCAUACCAGAAUGAUGACCUCCGCAUUAUCACCACCGGCAUUGAUACAGUGCUUGUCAUCCCUAAAAUAAAAGCCAAGAUCACCUUCUCAGGGCUCAUUUUCAGUAUCUACCUGCCCUAUAGUGAAUUUGCUGGCAACACCCAGGGACAGUGUGGUGGAGGGUACCUGUGA